AUGGCGGGAACUUAUCCUUAUUCAAACAAUGGAUGGAAUGACGACGACAGGAAUGCUUUUCGCCAACGCGAUGAUGACGCUACCAGCUCUAUCCAGAGGAGAAGAACUCGUCUUUUGUACAAUGCUAUGCGAGAUGCAGAAGACGAGGAUAAUCGGUCCUUGUCAAGUGGACGCCCGGGAUCGUACGGAAAUGAUGGCACUCCGUUGACAGGAUCUGUAAAAAAAGAGAAAACCUUUCUGGAUAAGGCGGCUGCCAUUUCCCCUAUCAUCGGAGCAUUCCGCACUUAUACGCUCAGAGACAUGCUCAAGGAUUUCCUGGCUGGGAUGACCAUCAGCUUGGUGUUGAUUCCUCAAGGAAUCGGGUUUGCCAUCUUGGCCGACAUCAACGUAUACCACGGUAUUUUGUCCGGUAUAUUCCCAGUUUUUAUCUACGCCUUCCUCGGAGGAGGAAAGCAUCUUUCUGUUGGGCCUGAGGCUGCAACGACCGUGGUUUUGGCCGAAACGAUUCGAUUUGUGAGGGAGGAACAUCCAGAGUUGAAAAAUGCAGACACAUAUCAGAUUGCAGCUCUGAUCACCAUCUUGGUCGGUCUGAUCGACGUCAUCUUUGCCGUCCUCCGACUCGGGUUCCUUAACAAUAUGCUCUCUGGAUCGCUACUGAUCGGAUUCGUCGGUGCCCUGGGCACCUUGAUCAUAGCUGAACAGCUUGCACCGUUGACCGGCAUCAUCAAGCCCGAGGCUGAGCUAUCCACAAUGGAAAAAUUCCGCCAUUUCUUUAUGCACCUUCGCGACAUUCAUCCGGGCACAAUCAUUGUUGGUCUCGUCGGAAUUGCAUUCUUGCUGGGGAUGCAAGUGUUGAAGGGAAAAGUCAAGCACCCAAUCGUGCAAAAUAUGCCAUCCGUUCUGAUUCUCGUCGCCGUGAUGAUCAGCGCAAGUGCAGGCGUUGGUUUCCAGGGUAAGGGCAUUUCGACCCUGGGAGAAAUCACGUUGAAAUUCCAGCCGCCGCGGUUACCCGACGUGCCCUUCUCGAUCAUCCCCACCUUGAUUCAACCGGCCAUUACAAUGUCAGUUGUUGGAUUUAUUGAAACGAUGGUGGCUGCCAAUGCAUUUGCCAACAAGCAUGACUAUCAAGUGUCAGGAAACCGGGAACUAGCUGCUCUUGGCGCAUGUAACGUAUUCGGAGGAAUGCUUGGAAGUUAUACAGUCAUUGCAUCUUUUGCUCGUUCCAAGAUCUACGAAGCUGCAGGAGCAAGGACUAUGAUAGGAGGACUGUUUUCUGGGGGUUUCGUUCUGGCCAUCUACGUGCUCCUUUUGCCAGUACUCAAAUUCUUGCCCCGUGCAACUGUCGCGUCGAUCCUUUUCGUCGCUGGGUACAAUCUGAUUGAAUGGUUUGAGAUCAUGUUCAUCAUCCGUAUGGCAAGCGUUCGCGACGUAGCGUAUCUUGCUAUCGCCUUCCUCGCGUCAGUGUUUGUCAACACAGAGGUAGGCCUCAUGGCCUGUAUCCUCCUGUCGCUUAUGACCCUGCUCAAGAAGAGCAGCAAGCCGGAAAUGGCUGUUCUUGGUGCAGUCCAAGAGGGGAAAGACGUUGUGUACCGCUCAAUUGAAGAAUAUCCCAACGCACAGACCAAGGAUGAGAUCAUGAUUAUUCGUGUUCUUUCCAGUUUGAGGUUCUACAAUUCGAGUCUCCUGCGGGAUCGUCUUGCUCGCUUGGAAAAGCAGACUCGUGCACUUGCUGAAUCAUAUGGAAAGGGUCCCAACCCGAUUCAAGAAUUUGUCUUGGACAUUGGCCUAUGUCGCGAAAUUGACUCUACGGGUGCCCUCGUUUUGUACGAACUGAUCCAUUCUCUGCAUCACCGCCAUGUUCGCGUUUGCUUUGCCAACGUCAAGAAGCAACACCGCGCGGCCUUCAAGAAUGCAAAGAUCACACAAGAAAUUGGAGAGGACCGUCUUUACGAGACUCUUGAUCAAGCAGUUAUUGCCUCGCGUAAUCGGCUAACGGGACCUGGCUAUCGCAAAGGGGGUGCAGGCCCCGAAAUUGUAAAGAUUGACAUGGCCUACCCACCACCGGCCGCAUACUGAAUGCAAG
Messenger RNA from Spizellomyces punctatus DAOM BR117, 2083 nucleotides. Its product is annotated as sulfate permease. The record is from RefSeq and is a predicted model, not a curated record. Gene Ontology annotation, biological process: transmembrane transport. Gene Ontology annotation, molecular function: sulfate transmembrane transporter activity. The coding region runs from base 1 to 2076 and encodes 691 amino acids. The transcript has 6 exons. Lineage: Eukaryota; Fungi; Chytridiomycota; Chytridiomycetes; Spizellomycetales; Spizellomycetaceae. Gene Ontology annotation, cellular component: membrane.